UACAAAUUCGGCGCAGGAACCGGGCGCGUCACUGUCGAAACGGCCCCAAACGAUCAGCGAUCAGUGCCGGAGCAUGUUCGCACCCCCCCAGAGCCAGUCUGGCGUCCUGGACCAGGGCCAGGACAGCUACGAGCUGAAUGUCAACGGAAUGGCUGCGGCUGCGGCUGCGGCUGGCGUGCGCGGCAACGAACUCUUUCAGGGCUAUUCGGACGAGCUGCUGACCUUCGCCUGGGUGGCCUGCAUCGUUUUCAUAAUUGUGGGCGUGCCCGGCAACCUGCUGACCAUUGUGGCGCUCUCACGUGGCCGUCAGACGCGCAACUCCACGGCCAUAUUCAUCAUCAAUCUGUCCUGCUCGGAUCUGCUGUUUGGAUGCUUCAACCUGCCCCUGGCCGCGUCCACGUUCAUGCAGCGUGCAUGGACGCACAGCGAUCUGCUGUGCCGGCUCUUCCCCAUGCUGCGCUACGGCCUGCUGGCCGUCUCCCUGCUAUCCGUCUCGCUGAUCACCAUCAAUCGCUACAUCAUCAUUGCCCAUCCGAGGCAGUAUCCCAGGAUCUAUCAGCGCCGCUAUCUGGCCUUGAUGGUGGCCGGAACUUGGGUGUUGACCUUCUCCAUUAUGAUACCGACGUGGCGCGGCGUGUGGGGCCGCUUUGGGCUGGACACGAGCAUUGGCUCGUGCUCGAUACUGCACGACCAGUACGGCCGCUCGCCAAAGGAGUUCCUCUUCACCGCCGCCUUCAUGCUGCCCUGCAUCUGCAUCGUGAUCUGCUAUGCCCGCAUCUUUCUGCUCGUACGCCAGGCGGCCAUACGCGCCGGCACCAGCAAUGCCGCCAUGCCAACAGCAGCAGCAGCAGCAGCGGCGCCCCAAUCCCUGGCCAUGCCCAAGACGGCGACGACGGUGGAAAGCAGGGAAAAGGCGAGCACUUCCAGCUUGGAGCCGGAGCCGGAGCCGGAGCACGGCCAGCGACCGUUUGUGGUGGACGAGUAUAUAGCAUAUAUCGAUGAUAAUGCCUCCAACGAUAGUCUGCCCAUAUCGUACAGCAUCGGCAGGCGACAAAGGGAGAAUCAGCAUCAGAAUCAGGAGGAUCAUCAGCUGCCGGUCGAUGUGAAUGUGGUGCUAAAAGAGCUAGACACAAAUAAAGCCAAGAACCAGACACAGACCCAGCUGGAGCAGAGCAAGAACUCCACAAAGAACCCGAACGUUGCCAAUCCCAUAACCACCUCGCUGCGCACCUCCUUUACGCGCUUCAGUCCACGAAAAUCGCACUACGUGUCGAUGGGCAACACAUCGAAUGCCUCGUCCAUCUAUCCGGGACGGAUGAGUGUCAAGGAUCGGCGCCUGCUCAAGAUGAUACUGGUGAUCUUUGUGUGGUUCGUCAUCUGCUAUCUGCCGAUCACGGUGGCCAAGAUCUGGAAGAGCGCCACCGAGGUGCAUGUGUUCAAUAUUGCCGGCUAUCUGCUCAUCUAUCUGACCACCUGCAUCAAUCCGCUGAUCUAUGUGCUGAUGAGCUCGGAGUAUCGACGCGCCUACUGGAAUCUGUUGCGCUGCCAUGGCCCAGCCGAUCCGCAUCAGCAAAGGCACAAUGCCAAUGCCAAUGCGAAUGCCAAUGCGAAUGCCGCCAAGAAAAAGCUGCAGGAGUCGCAGCGACAGGUGAAGGCGUGAGGCCCCCAAAAGGGGAAUCAUACAUUGAAAAAUAGUUAUCGGCGUGAAGGAGGCAUCACUGUAAAAGCAAGCAAGCAAGCUCUUAGCUCACUGGCUCACAAAAGGACUCUCAAAUAUCGUUCCGUUCCGAUUCGAUCCGAUUCUUCCUUCCAAGCAUUCAACACACACAGAUCACCCAUCUACACACACACACA
Molecule: messenger RNA, 1854 nt
Organism: Drosophila obscura
Lineage: Eukaryota; Metazoa; Arthropoda; Insecta; Diptera; Drosophilidae
Product: G-protein coupled receptor moody
Exons: 3
Coding region: 74-1660 (528 amino acids)
Biological process (GO): G protein-coupled receptor signaling pathway
Cellular component (GO): membrane
Molecular function (GO): G protein-coupled receptor activity
Source: RefSeq, a predicted model, not a curated record